AUGGCUGCGGCGGACAAGAAUGUAGUUGCUUUGUUAAAUGGCAUUGCACGAAGAGAUUAUUUCGGAGAAUCAGAGAUUACGAACGAAUUUCUUCAUCAGGAACUUUUUGCGGAUCUCGAAGAGGAACAGUUUCAAUCAAUGUUGAAGAAAUACGAGACUUUGAUGCGAAAUAUCGUUUCCGCAGACAUGGAUUUUAAUCAGCUCGAAGCUUUUCUUACUUCCCAAAUGAAGCGCAAACAAGGUGCUCUAACUCAGGGACAAGCUGCAGCAUUCUUAAAGUUCUGGAAAUCACAAAAGACAAAGAUACAUGACGUGCUAGUGCAGAAAUCUUCCUGGAAUAACAAAUUGAAAGACAUCAACUGGAGGAUUGAUUUGAAAAGCCAAGCAAGACAUCUUCAACAGAUUAACACUCCUGUAGCAAUUGUAGAAAUGCAAGUGGAAAAAAGGACCUCAGAGAAUAAGGUAAGAUGUCCUUGCUGAUUCUAUUGGAGAGAGGUGGGGGCAACACCCGGAAGGGGGAAGGGGGACUACUCCCUUUAGUUUAAUGUGGGGGUGUGCCGUAGACUUUCAAAAAAGUCCUUCAUCUGACUUAAUAUGGUGGGGGAUGAAGGGCUUUUCAUAAUAGAUUGGUGCCAGUGUUAGCAACCCAAAAAUGGGUUGGUGUGCUUAUAUCAAUCAAAGUAGUUCUUAAGGACCCUUGGGGAUAAAGUUGUCACUCAGAGGUAAUUAAGCGCAUUAAAGCAAGACUUGUCCAUUGCAAAAGUGAUAAAAUCCACAGUAUAUUCAGAGGAAAACAAUCAAAGCGUAUCUGUCAGGGAGAGAUGUUUUUGUGCCAGCUCCAACCGGAGCUGGUAAAAGUGUGCCUUAUGAGCAGGCUCCAUGUACUUUCGACCUUUUUUUGGUGAGCAUUACAAUGCCAUCAUAUUGGUGAUUGUUCCGCUUAUUUCUCUUAUGAUAGAUCAGUUCUCAAAUCUCAAUUCCUGUGACCUUAGAGCAUCAUGCCCAGGAGAUGAUUGCUCAGAAAAACAGCUAUAGGAUUUUUAAAUCUAAAAGAGAAACUAGUGUACUCUCUUCCUUAUGGAAAUCCUGGAUGCAUCUUUGCAUAAGGGUGCCGCGGUCAAACUGUCGGUCUAAGGGAGAUCAUCAUGCAAUGCAUCCAGGGCUCUUUUGUUGCUGUGAUUCUCUCGCUCGCCAGUAUCAUGAUCUGAAACACACGCUUUAGUUUACCCCUCCUUUCUCCUCUGCAAUAGCCUCCCCUGACUAUUCAAAGCUUUCCCUCACUUCAUGAAGCUUCCAAACAAGGGUUUCGUUCUUAUUAGCACAAAAUAUUUGUCAAAAAACCUUCAAAACAUUGACUCGAGAUUAAAACAAGUGUUGGUUUUUUUCUUCCCACCUGAGUUCGUUAACUUACACCUGAAAUCUUUGUUUGUGGACAAACUCUAGCACAAAGUAAAUAAAAUAUUUGCCCUUUUUGACACACGUUCGAUUAUAUAUAUCAGAGGUGGAAAGGACUCGCAAAUGUAACCUGAAACUCCAAAUACGAGUCAUGCCAGUUCCCAGUUUUGGCACAAAACACAAAUAGAAAACCUUCAAGCAAGACAAGUCAACCUCUCAUGACUUUGCCACUUGCUUGGCUGCUUUGCAGCCUAGAAUGCUGGCUCCACUCACUAAGAAACUCUUGAGGUUGACUUUUAGCAAGUCUAGGUUUGGUGCCGACUCUGGACAAUGGACCAGAAAUGAUUUGCCACUCUGUUCCAGACCAAAAUUUUAAAAAUAGGAAUCCUGCUCCAGACAAAAAGCCAAAAAAUAUGGACACCUUGUUAUUGUCAUGCGUUUGAUUAUUCUUUAACUAUGUCAAGUACCUAUUUAAAGCUUGAUUGAGAAUACUCAGUGAUUACGGGAAAUAAUCAACCCUGUUUCAGUCAAACUGAAGUAAAAAUAUGUACCAUUUUCCAGAAAUAAAGCAUGAUUUUUAUACCCUGUUUCGGAGUCAGAGGUAAAAAGUGUACCCUGUUGAGUGGUCAGAAAGUUGGAUUGCAAUAAUUAGUGCCGUUUUUCAAUGCUGCCUCUCCUAUACACAGGAAUACGACUACCAAAGUUCAGAGAAAAGGGGAGUGGGGGUUAAAGCCAAAAUUAUUAUUAUUUUCACUGAAUGAGGCUCUUAGGUGUUCCAAAACAUGUUGGCAUAAAAUAAGGAAACAGAGGGAAUUCCUCUAGCCACUUUUAUGUAAUAUCCACCACCGUCAACUCCAGGUAAAAAAGAGAGACACAUUCCCUCCUUCAGAAAAGGUCUCUUUUUGCUUUCAUGCAGGACUAUAAUAGGUUUUUGGGUCCUCAAGGGGGGGGUUUUCGCAAUUUAGUUUGCAGGACUAUAAUAGGUUUGUGCUUCUGUCAAGGAUAUGGUUUUUAAGCAAAACAAUCAGUUUGGGGAUUGCAUUCAUUUGGAUAAAACUCACAUCUAUCUAGAUGGUUGCAACAAUAGUGAAAAAUUGCAAGUGGCCAUACAAAGAGUGCUCUCAGAUGAUCAGCGUGAUCAAAUUCUAUCCCAGCAUUCAUUAUUUUUCUUCUGUUGAAUGCUUUUGUUGUAGUUAUUUUUUUUAUCUCAGGUAAAUUUUGUUUUUCUUUUGUUUGGGGGUACGGUAAUGUAUGCUAAUGAAAUUGAAACAAAAGAAAAAUAAAUAUUACCGAGAUAAAAUAUUAACUACAACAUACUCAAGUAAAGAAAUAAUAUUAGACUCAAGAAUUUUUGGAGAUGACCACAAACUCAGACAAUUGAGGUGAUUAUAAAUUAUGGAAACCAAUGAGUCACUCUAAUUAUCUGAACUUUUUUAAAACUGCAUUGUAGGCUGUUCAGAACAAUAACAGGGGAACCAGGUCCUCAUGUUUAUUUCUUUUCUUUCAGGAAACUGAUGUUUUCCAGUUUGAAAUGGAUGAAUCUCAGCUGACUAAUGUGCUCUCAAGUAUUGAUGAAAUUGAGAAGAAACUAGCAAGUUAUGCUCAGUGA
Porites lobata is the source of this 3004-nucleotide messenger RNA. NCBI's taxonomy places the organism in Eukaryota, Metazoa, Cnidaria, Anthozoa, Scleractinia, Poritidae. The record is from the annotation of a GenBank genome assembly.